Molecule: messenger RNA, 537 nt
Organism: Parastagonospora nodorum SN15
Lineage: Eukaryota; Fungi; Ascomycota; Dothideomycetes; Pleosporales; Phaeosphaeriaceae
Exons: 2
Coding region: 1-405 (134 amino acids)
Biological process (GO): Mo-molybdopterin cofactor biosynthetic process
Cellular component (GO): cytosol
Source: RefSeq, a predicted model, not a curated record
AUGACUUGCGGUAGUCGGGAUUACAUAAGGACACGGGCCCGUGCGAACUCUGCUGCAAGACCUGCCACCACAGCUCCUGUUUCUUUUCACGACACAACUACGCAAGUAGUUGACAUGGCCUCGAAAAAGGCUCCUACCGGGCACUUCUCGAUUCUGUACUUCGCCGCUGCCUCUACAUUCACGGGAAAGACCAGCGAGCACCUGCCUGCGCCUAUCAAGGCCUGCGAUUUGUUCGAUACGCUCGAGGACCGGUAUCCAGGCAUCAAGGGAAAGGUUCUCGCUAGCUGUGCCGUGACAGUAGACCUAGAGUACAUUGAUAUCAAUGAGGGGGAUGCUGCCGAUCUUGAAAGGGUGAUCCAGGAGGGCGACGAGGUCGCCAUCAUUCCUCCGGUAAGCUCUGGCUGAAACGCUGGAACUUGUGGUUUGCGAGACGAUGGGCGGCAUUGAGCUGCUAUGAGACAUGUGAUUAGAUAGCAAUGUGGCAUGCAAUUUUCAAUUCGUUGCCAUGAAAUGAAAUGGCGUGCAAGCUCCGAUGUC